UUUUCAGAAAGCUGAAAACUAAGUCUGAUAACAAGAUGUGUUUCGAUUGUAAUGCGAAGAAUCCGACAUGGGCGUCUGUCACGUAUGGGAUUUUUCUCUGCAUCGAUUGCUCAGCUGUUCACCGAAGCCUGGGUGUUCACAUCAGCUUCGUGAGGUCUACAAAUUUGGACUCGUGGACCCCAGAGCAGUUGAAGAUGAUGAGUUUUGGAGGAAACAACCGUGCACAGGCUUUCUUUAAGCAGCAUGGAUGGACUGAUGGAGGAAAAAUUGAGGCAAAGUAUACUUCAAGAGCUGCGGAGUUAUACAAACAAAUACUUUCAAAAGAAGUUGCCAAAAACAUGGCAGAAGAUUCUGGUUUGCCCGCAUCACCUGUUGCUUCUCAGUCUAUGAAUGCUGUUAAUGGAUUCUCUGAAGUCAAGCUCCCUGAAGCUCCAAAAGAAAGUCUUAGUGAAAAACAUGAAACUCCUGAAGUUGCUGCUUCACCUAGAGCUCCUUCUCAUACAGUUAUUGCCAGUUCUGUUAAAAAGCCCCUUGGUGCAAAAAGGACUGGAAAGACUGGAGGACUUGGUGUCCGGAAGCUUACUACAAAGCCAAAUGAGAGUUUGUAUGACCAGAAGCCUGAAGAACCAGCUCCUGCAGUGGCAACUUCAGCCAAUGCUACACCAACAUUUCCUUCAUCUUUUCCUUCUCGCUUUGAUUAUGUGGAGAAUGUCCAACCUGAUGAGACCAGUUAUGGAGGGGCACAUGUGAUUAAUCACGUUUCCCCUCCUAAGUCAUCAAGCUUCUUUGCUGAAUUUGGGAUGGACAACGGAUUUCAGAAAAAAUCCAAUUCUUCAAAAGUGCAGAUUCAAGAAACUGACGAAGCAAGGAAGAAGUUCUCCAAUGCCAAGUCUAUCUCAUCAGCCCAGUUUUUUGGGGAUCAGAAGAAAGCCGGUGACAUGGAAGCUCAAAUAUCAUUGCAGAAGUUCUCGGGUUCUGCGGCCAUCUCCAGUGCUGAUCUCUUUGGUCAUAAUGCCGAUGAUUCCGCACUAGACCUGACAGCAGCUGAUCUCAUCAAUCGAAUUUCCUUCCAGGCAACACAGGAUAUUUCAUCCCUUAAGAACAUUGCAGGGGAGACGGGGAAGAAGCUCACUUCUCUGGCUUCUACUUUCAUAACAGAUCUUCAGGAUAGAAUCCUUUGAGGAAGUAACUGCGUCAGCAUCAAGAUGGUCCAAUGUUUGUGUACAAAGAUGCCUGAUGAACUUUUUACUAGUAGUAGUUAAAAAUCUAGUCAAUGUUAAAACAAAAUUUCGAGAAUUCUUUGGAGACAAAAAUAAGAUUUAAACCUAGUUGUUGCUACCCAUUGGGUGGUGCAAGCUUUUCUUGUA
Molecule: messenger RNA, 1367 nt
Organism: Macadamia integrifolia
Lineage: Eukaryota; Viridiplantae; Streptophyta; Magnoliopsida; Proteales; Proteaceae
Product: probable ADP-ribosylation factor GTPase-activating protein AGD8
Biological process (GO): COPI coating of Golgi vesicle
Molecular function (GO): GTPase activator activity
Source: RefSeq, a predicted model, not a curated record